CAGCACUCUCUCUCUCUCUCUGUCUUCUUCUUCUUCUUCUUCACGUUCUUCUUGUCGGAGCUCCCGCGAUAAUUCCAAAGCUCCGAUUCCCAGCCCACCGCUGGAAGCGAAGAUGAGGGGCGACGGAGGGAGGGAUUCGCAGGAGUACCUGUUCAAGAUAGUGAUCGUCGGCGACUCGGCGGUGGGCAAAUCGAACCUGCUCUCGCGGUACGCGAGGGGCGAGUUCGACCUCCACUCCAAGGCCACCGUUGGGGUCGACUUCCAGACCCAGUGCCUCGAGAUCGACGGCAAGGAGGUCAAGGCCCAGAUUUGGGACACCGCCGGGCAGGAGCGGUUCCGCGCCGUCACCUCCGCCUACUACCGCGGCGCGUUCGGCGCCCUCAUCGUCUACGACAUCAGCCGCCGGAGCACCUUCGACAGCGUCUCUCGAUGGCUCGACGAGCUGAAUUCUCAUUCGGAUACUACUGUGGCGAAGAUGUUGGUGGGGAACAAACGUGAUUUGGAGGAGAUCAGGGACGUGAGUGUGGAAGAAGGCAAGAACUUGGCGGAGGCAGAAGGUCUCUUUUUCAUUGAGACGUCUGCUUUUGAUUCCACAAAUGUUCACAAGGCUUUCGAGAUCGUUAUCCGGGAAAUCUACGAUAAUGUCAGCAGAAAAGUGUUGAGCUCCGAUUCUUACAAAGUCGAUUUGGAGUCAAACGGGGUAAGCCUUGUGAAUGGGAACGGCUCAAGGAAAGCAUGGAGCAAGUACUCAUGCUGUUCAGUCUAGACUUUGUCCCACUAUUUCAAGGCAUUGGUAUGACUAAAUACCUCGCACUUACCCUCUCAACAUCAAGUCGGUGAGUUUGUGCUAAAGCGAAUCUAUACUAUAGUUACCAAAUUUUCUCCUAUACUGAUUCGAGCAAAGCAUACGUCUUUUGGUCUUCCUCUAUUGGACAUAGGUACAGUUACCUUUCUCGUUUGAGACUGAGAUGUAGAUAAAUAGUUCUGAGAAAACAGGGAAAAGGAAGGAAAGAGAUGUAGAAAUUUGGGCAGUGAAGUCAGUUGUUAUCUCUUUUCUUGUUGGUCUCCCUCUCGUGCUAUUGCUGAUUUUUUUCACCUUCCUGUUUUAAGCUAUGAUGAAGGACUACAGUUUUCAUAUCCACUGGCGUGUUGUAAUCUUUUAAUCAAGUUCGUAUGCGUGGUGACAUUUGAGGAUUGCACAAGGUCACAUUGUUCUAACUACUAGCUCUGCUUUGGAUCGUGAUGUUAGACCUUUCCUGUGUUUUCGUCAUCUUGCGCAAGACUUGCCCUGCUCGAGAAAUGCAAAAACUCGAGAAACUUCAAAACUCCUCUGAUCGAGACAUUGCCGCAACACAUUCGUUCGCUGGAAAUGGUGGUGCAACGAUCUUGUCCAGCUUGUUUACUUGUGGAUUGCACUACAAUCUGUUGGUAAUUCAUUCAUGUAUCCCCUCGCUGUGCUAUGUAAUAUGAGAUAUUGCUUUGUUGUUGGCUUGCAUCCGCAUUUUGAAGUUGGG
Molecule: messenger RNA, 1514 nt
Organism: Rhodamnia argentea
Lineage: Eukaryota; Viridiplantae; Streptophyta; Magnoliopsida; Myrtales; Myrtaceae
Product: ras-related protein RABA5c-like
Exons: 2
Coding region: 113-766 (217 amino acids)
Cellular component (GO): endosome
Molecular function (GO): GTPase activity; GTP binding
Source: RefSeq, a predicted model, not a curated record